AUGAAAAAUCGUAUCACAAAUAAUUCAUCAACAAUAUUAUUUGGUAAAUUUAUUCAAUGCUAUUCAACUUCUAGUAGUAUUAAAAUAAAUCCUACUACUAUUACUACUACUACUACUAAUACCAUUAACAGUAGUAUAAAUCAGAGGAAUUUAUCAAUGACAAAUAAUUUAUUUCAAUUAUCAUCAAUCAAACCGAAAGAUCAUCAAACCAAUUUAGGUUUGGGACUUUUUCAUCCGAAAAAGAAACGUGCAGAUAAAGAAGUUGCUGAUUUAAAACAAUCUGGAUUUUUCGACAUCUCCGGUUAUGGUUUUGCACAAUACACUAAUUUGAAAAUGCUUCAUUCUUAUCUUAUCAGUUUUGAUAAUUUGUAUAAAUUUUCUACAUUACCAUCGGAAUUAUCAUCGGAAGUAUUGUUAAUUUCACAAUCGCCUAAAAAUAAUGUGGAAAAUAUUCAUCCAUGGGAUGCAUUUAUUUUCAAUAAUGGAGUAGCUGUGUUUUGGAAUGUGCCUGAGGAAAAUCAUCAGUUAUUGUUAAAAGAAUUUCGUCAGUUCAGUGAAGGAAUAUUAGAAGAGAAUCUAAUUGAACGUGAAGAUUUAAGAUUUUGUUUAACCAAUGAUCAUACACGUGUUGUAGGCGAAGACAUUUAUUUGCAUAUUCCAUCAUUGGAAAAUGUAUCAUAUCGUACUACAGGCCAACAAUUACAUAAAAAUUUUGCAUUACAAGAUCAACAUUCAAAUUUGGUAUUGACUCCUGUGAAUGAUGAUAAUUCACUAUUGGAGAAAUUUGCAUUUUCUGACGCUAUAGCUUUGUCAGUUAAAUUGUCUCUAUUAGAGAAUGGAUUCGAUGCAGCAGUUGUUGAAAUUGAACCAUGGAUUGAAAAGAUGAAAACUGGUCGAGGUGCUAAAUUUCGCCAAUCUGCAGUUUUACGAAAAACUGGUGAAUUAUACACAAUAAAACAUUUAUUAAAUGUUAGUACUAGUUUAAUUGAAACACCUGAUUUCUAUUGGGAAAGACCAAAUGUUGAGAAAUUAUUUGAAAGAUUAAAAUAUGUGUUAAGUGUUCCAUCUCGAAUUAAGAUUUUAAAUUCACGUUUGGAUAUGUGUAAUGAGUUAACAUCAAUUCUAACCAAUCAUUUAUGUUCUAUACAUUCAAUACGCUUAGAAUGGAUGGUAAUCAUUUUAAUUUUCGUUGAAGUUAUCUUUGAAGCAGUUAAUUAUUAUGAUAAAGUUGGAAAACGAGAAAAUUGA
Schistosoma turkestanicum is the source of this 1248-nucleotide messenger RNA. NCBI's taxonomy places the organism in Eukaryota, Metazoa, Platyhelminthes, Trematoda, Strigeidida, Schistosomatidae. The record is from the annotation of a GenBank genome assembly.